GUUUAAUUUUACGUCUAAUUUUACUCUAUAGUUUUCAGUGUUGAAAUAACGAUGGGACUUUAUUUUCUGUACAGUCUCGCAGUCACUGCUGUUCUGUUGUUCACUGCACCAACAGGUCUUACUCUAAGAGUCGUGGAUCAGAUGAUAGGCGACUGCGAGUAUGGUGAGGACAUCGCCGACAUGGUCUACUUUGUGAAAAACAUAGUCAACAAGAAGCUUGAGAACAUGUAUGACUCUCGGAUUGGGAAAUAUGUCGGCUUUGAUGAAAACGGCAUAAGAGCUGCAAAACAUUACAACAAGCAGGCCUGGAAAAUGGCCUUAAGACGUGCUGAAGUGGAGACUCUUUGCAGAUACAACGCAAGACUGUUCAGAAGGAGCACGCUGGAAAGGCAAGUGCCGCCAACAGUUAGGGUCCACCAGACCAAGCCGGUUGACUACGGAGAGCGAACAGUAAUCGAGUGCAGUGUUAUGGGGUUCUACCCUCAAGACGUGGAGGUGACUUGGCUGAGGGACGGGACGGAGAUCACCACCGACGUGUCCUUCACAGACGUCCUGGCCAACGAGGACUGGACCUUCCAGCUGCACGCGUACCUGGAGCUGACACCGAAGAGAGGGGAGCGUGUGACCUGUAGGGUGGACCACAGCAGCCUGACAGAGAGCAUGGAGGUGGACUGGGACACGUUUGCACUGGAUGCUAAAUACCUGAAGGUGGUGCUGGGCACCAUCUCCUUCUUCGUUGGCUUCACCGUAGCUGUCGGCGGAGGAGUUUACUACUGGUGGAAACAAAGGUUUGACUUCAGCCCAGUUGGCCGACAGGAACAAACAGCGUCGUAUCUUUCGGACUUCUAGAUUUUGGUGCGAAUGCUUUAAUGGGAGCAGAUGUGAUCUGAUGGAGAAUAUAACUUUCUCCCCCCCCCGAAGGAAAAACCCUUCGAACAGUUGUUUAAAAGUUAGUAUUUCAAAUCAUGGGGGUGUGUUCACUGGGGAAGCUGAACGCACAAACACACACUGCUCCCUUACCCUAACCUUAACCAUCACAACUACGUGCUUAACCCUAACCCUUAACCUAAAACCAGUUCUUAACCCUGAAUAGCCCUUUUAAGUUGUGGGACCCGGACAAACUGUCCCCACAAAGACAGGUUUGUACGUUUUGUGGACCUCACAAAGACAUAAAUACAAGUACACGCUUUAGUGAGGACCAAAGCAGCUGAAUAUCAUCAGUAUUUUGUUCAGAAUAUUAACACAAACACUUGAUUAACAAACAAGGGGAGAAGUGACAUUUUUAUCAUUUUGGGUGAAAGUUUAACGACAAACACGGAGCUUGUUUAGCUACAGUCCUGCUCACAGUGGCUAACACUGUUGCCUCACAGCAAGAAGGUUCACGGGUUCAGAUCCGUGGGCCUUUCUGUGUAGAGUUUCCAUGUUCUCCCUGUGUGCUUGUGGGUUUUCUCCGGUUUCUCUGGUUUCCUCCCACAGUCCAAAAACAUGCAGCGGUUAAUCGGACACUCUGGCCUCUGUUUGUUAUGCGAUGACCUGGCGACCUGUCCAGGGUGUGACUCCACCUUUCACCCACCAAUGUUAUUUAUUUAAGUUUAUUUAUACAAUGCGUAGUGCUUCUUUAAAUGAUAUCUUCUAUAUCUUUAAUAAACAAAUGCAGUAUUAUU
Molecule: messenger RNA, 1664 nt
Organism: Solea solea (common sole)
Lineage: Eukaryota; Metazoa; Chordata; Actinopteri; Pleuronectiformes; Soleidae
Product: H-2 class II histocompatibility antigen, E-S beta chain-like
Exons: 5
Coding region: 52-849 (265 amino acids)
Biological process (GO): positive regulation of T cell activation; antigen processing and presentation of exogenous peptide antigen via MHC class II; immunoglobulin production involved in immunoglobulin-mediated immune response
Cellular component (GO): MHC class II protein complex; membrane
Molecular function (GO): MHC class II protein complex binding
Source: RefSeq, a predicted model, not a curated record